UAGAUUAUAUUGAAUAUAUUCUUAAUAAUCCAACAAUUGCAUCUAAUUUAUACUUUGGCCCUGGUAUUGUAUGUGAUGAAAUACGAGAGUUCUGGCAUGAUAUACUCUGGCAGAACUCACUUUUAUUUGGAGAAACUAAACUUUGUGUAAAUAAUAUUACUUAUCAAGCAGGCAAUUUUUUACGUUAUCACCAAGACAAAGCAAUUAAGUUUGCAUAUAUUCGUAGUGUUGUUGAAGUUAAUAAGAGGCAAUUACUCAGAGCUGAUCCGCUUGUUCCAUAUAAACAAAAGUGUUUGAUUAUACCUGAAAAUAUUACUCAAAUUAAUGUUUGGUUAAAGGAUCUUGAUAGGCCA
Messenger RNA from Racocetra persica, 353 nucleotides. The record is from the annotation of a GenBank genome assembly. Lineage: Eukaryota; Fungi; Glomeromycota; Glomeromycetes; Diversisporales; Gigasporaceae.